Messenger RNA from Closterium sp. Naga37s-1, 1272 nucleotides. The record is from the annotation of a GenBank genome assembly. NCBI's taxonomy places the organism in Eukaryota, Viridiplantae, Streptophyta, Zygnematophyceae, Desmidiales, Closteriaceae.
AUGGUCUCCAGGCCUCCGUCUGAGCCCGAAAGGGCGACCACGGCGACGAAGCCCCCUCUGCCUCCGGCUCCGAAGCCCUCGACAACAACCUCUGAAAAGGUUCCUCCCCCCGGACCCGAAGCUCUCCUUGUCGCGGAUGCGCCUGGUUCAACGGCGACUGUUGUCGCUCCGGCUCCUGCACCUCCCGCUGCUGUUCCCUCCGCCCAGCCAGUGCCGGCUGAACCCCAGGCUGAGCCUCAGGCGUCCCCUGCUGCACCAGCGGUGUGUGUCGCCGACCCCUCGGCUCCCUUGCCUGCGGGGCUUGUUGUCGCGCCUGAGUUGCCGACUCCUGCCUCUGCCUCGUCCCCGCAGGCGGCGUCCGCCACCACUGGCGGCCCUGCCCCGUUGGUUGCGCCGCCGGUUGGUGGACCGGCUGCACCUGCUGUGCCAUCGACUGCUCCUGUGGUGCAGAUGUCUCGCCCGCCGUCACCUGGCCGCCGCCCAUCUCGCCCUCAUUCUCCCGCUCCCCAGCAGGAUCGUCAGUCCUCCCGGCGUCGGCGCAAUUCUCCACGUCGGCCGCAUCAGCAAGCCCAGUGGCACGCGAACCGCGGCAGCCACAGUGGCUGGUGGGGUCCCCGCGGCCGCGGUGGUGGUGGGGCGUACGAUCCGCCGGUGAGGAUGGCGGAUCUGCAGCGGGCGGUGUUAACUGCGGUGCGUGAGGAGAGGGCCGCCCUGACCCAAGGCAGCUCUCACGCUGUCGUGGCACGUACUGCUCCCCGACAGGCUGUUCUUCCGGUGGAUCAGCCGCCUGCCGCUCCCGUCCCGCAUCAGAAUACUGCCCCGUCGCCUCCCGCUGCCUCUGCCUCUGCUCCUGUUCCUGGCUCUCGGCUUCGCCUCCCGCCCGUUCCGCCUGUGGCGGGAGUUGAAUUUGUGGCGGCGGGGGGGGGGUCGCAGUAUCCCCAUCCCGGGGUUGGCGGUUCUGCAACUCUUGCCCUCGAGGAGCCGUUUCAAUUUCUGGCGCAGGCAUUACAGCCUCCGCAGUCCCGCGUUCCAGAGGCCACUCUCGCCAAGCUCUUCCGCCUCGCGGAGAGCUUUCAUGCUCUGCUCCUGAUACAGGUUCUCGCGCAUUCGUCACUUCCCGCUGUUCCCCCCGAGACGUUCCAGGAUCGCCACCGCGAUUCGUGCCUGGAUGCAGCCGACCAGCUCGCAGUGCUGCUGGCGCCCGUGUUGGCUGCGCCCGUAGAGGGUGGAGUUGCGGCUGCUGGGCAGCUCGAUGAGGCUGGCCCACCAUAA